Molecule: messenger RNA, 2460 nt
Organism: Peronospora matthiolae
Lineage: Eukaryota; Oomycota; Peronosporomycetes; Peronosporales; Peronosporaceae
Source: the annotation of a GenBank genome assembly
AUGGCGUCGUCGAAAGGCUUGAGCAACGCCGACUUUGCGCGCAUGUUCCGCAAGGAGGCGCACGAGGACGCGGCAGAUGCAUUACCAGUAAACACCAAUGAAUCUUCUUGUAUUGACGACCGCAAUUGUGAUCAACUUCCGCCUCAAGAUGCAGAUAGGAGACGUCAAAAAGAAACGGACUCGACAGCCUCCAGCCAAGACGCGACCGAGGCUUUACGAGGCUCUGGACUGGGAUACGGGAUUGAUUUAUCAUUGGAUGUAGUCUUUGAAUCUGUUCCUGGUACGGUAUCGACGGCAGGGUCUGGAAUGGGUGUUCAGGUGAACAAGACGAAGGAUAGAGCAGCUUCAGCUCGAGCUCCAGCGGCUCAUGUGACCAAGUCGAAGACUUUUGCAUGGGAAAAACACACAACAGGUUUUGGAGCAAAGAUGAUGGCUAAGAUGGGCUUCAAGGGGCGUUUGGGCAAGAAAGAGGACGGUGUGUCAGCCACUAUUGAGGUUAAAAAGCGUCCUGCACAAAUGGGCAUGGGCUACGGAGACUUUGUGGAGGCCAGUAACCUCAACCAGAACAAAAAGAUACAGAAGGAGCUGAAAGGAGAAAAUGUGGAAGAGCAGGCAGAGGAAGAAGCUCGUGGUGGUGUGGAGACUGAUGCGCUGUGGAGGAAGAGGAAGGUUGUGGCUGGUCAGAAAAGAAAGAAACACAAACGAGCGGCGGACUUAAUGCUGGAAGCUCAGAUCAUGAAGAAACAGAAAAGUGGUGAAGUCGUGCUGGAUAUGAGGGGACCGUCCGUGCGUGUGCUGUCCGAUGUGACGGCUGCCUUUGACAUAGAUCCUCAGCGGAUGAAAGCAGCAAAACCAAAGUUAGGCGAUGAGUUGCUGUACAAUACGCGUAUGGUGGUGAAUCUGGCACAAUGCAAGAUCGUCGACCUGAGUCAAAAGAUUGAUGGCAACAUGGAAAGUGUUGUUACGAUGAAGAAGGAGUUGAAGAUGAUCAAAGCGCAGCGGGAUGUGGAUGACAUUCGAUUGCAACACACGCAAACUCUUACUGACCGAUUGAAAGUACUGGAUGCAUUACACGAGCAGGCCUUGGAUUCGCGAUCGGUGGAGCGUUUGUUGUCACAUUUGCGCGAGAUUCGUCGGAAUUUCCCGCUGGAAUUUGAUGCACAUAAGUUGCAGCAGCUCGUCCCAUCUCUAUGUGUGCCUCCGCUUCGAGACUUACUCACAGAUUCCAAUCUCCUUGAGCGAACGUCGAUUGAUCGUGUCGUCUUGGAGCUCCGCAUGAUCCAAACCUUCUUGACCGAGCUGCCCAGCAGGGCUACAACCGACGCUGCCAAGUCAGCUAGUGUACUCCCCGUCAUCCGCGAGAAAACGAUGGCAGAGGGUGAUGAUUUGUAUAAUUUUGUCCUUGAGGAAACGUUGUGGCCAGCAGUAGCGCAGUGCGUGAAUGUGGAGUGGCAAGCCAAAUCGGCUCCAGCCGCUUGCGUUGACGUGUUCUUGAAAAUAAGACCACACCUUUCAGGUGAAUUCGAAGAUGCCUUUUUGCUGCAGUUGGUGCACUCUCGGCUGAGGAAAGAGUGUCAUUGCUGGGAUCCUCGCUUGGACACGAUACCAAUUCACGAGUGGUUGCUUCCUUGGCUACCUUAUCUUGGCACUGCAAUGGAGUCUUUGUACCCUGAUAUUCGGUCAGCUCUCGCAAACGCAAUGAAUCAGUGGCAUCCGUCGGAUUUGUCGAUUCUUUCUGUCUUGUCUCCGUGGAGAGAGCUUUGGGGUGAACAUGAUUAUGGAAAGUUUACUCACCGGUAUAUUGUCCGGAAACUGAUUCGUUGCUUACAUCGCGAGUUCGAAAUCAAGCCAGACAACCAAUCGUUGGUCGCUCUGACGUGGGUGUUGGCAUGGAAAGACCAUCUAUCCGACCGUCAGUUCAUUGCGUUGAUGGAGGGCGAGUUCUUUCCGAAGUGGCUGAAGGCAUUGCGGACGUGGGUUGCUGGAUCGCCAAAUUUGACUGAGCUGGACACAUGGUAUCGCGGUUGGAAGCUUUUUUUUGAGCAGAAGGGCUUAGCAACGAACGAAAGGUUGCGGGUGCACUUUCAAGGAGCGCUCGUGCUGCUGCUCGUAGCUGCUGAAACAGUUGGCGUACCAAACGAGAGUCGCCCACAACUUCCCGAAUUAAACAAGUUCGCUGCCGCAAGCUAUCAAGAUGCAUUGACGUUGGUACGGGAUGAGGUACCGCCGGCUCGAGAAGUCAAACAUUCGCCGCAACGCGCAUCCCGCAGCGUCAGUUUGCGAGACGUUAUCGAAAAUCUCGCAAUCACCCACAACGUCACCUUCGUGCCGAAGGGUUUCCACGAUGGUCAGCAACUUUAUACAUUUGGAAAGCACCAGAUAAUCAUCGAGCAAGGCGUAGUGUUUUUGGAAACACUGAAAGGUGUGUUCAAGCCCGUGGAUCUCGAGCAGCUUCUGUAG